GCGAUUUUGAUGUUGGUUAUUCUAAUGUGAUGAAUAACUGAUAAGCGAUAUGGAGGGCAAUAUUGAAAUGUUGAAUAAUUCAAUUGUUACAUUAAAUAUUGGUGGGACUAUUUUUAAGUGUUAUGCGAAAACUUUGACGGCGUUUCCAGAUUCAAAAUUAGCUCACUUGAAUUUUCAAUGCGAUUUUUAUGAUAGUAAACAGAAAGAAUACUUUUUCGACCGUGAUCCAGUGCUGUUUUCGUAUAUUCUCGAUUCAUUUCGCAAAGGAGCGAUACACUUACCGAAUGAUGUAUGCGGGACUACUUUCAAAGAGGAACUAGAAUUCUGGGAGAUUUCUCCGCGUUAUGUAGCUCCGUGUUGCUGGGGGGCUUUGUAUCGGAGCGAAGGCGACAAGGCAACCAUGAACGCGCUUAUUCAGCGGUUUCAGCAGAACCCAAACACUCUUUUGAUGCAAGAAAAGAAACUGGGUAUACGAUCAAAACUUUGGCUUUUCUUUGAUGAACCAGUCUCAUCGAGACCAGCUUUGGUGUGGAGUGUCUUUAUAUCAUGUGUCAUCGUUAUGUCGACAGUCGUUGAUUUUCUUUCUACAAUGGAAACAUUCCAAGAAGACGUGUCAGAAGCUCAUUCAAGACUUUUCUCCGAGUUUGCCGAUACCGUAGACUUAGAGAAUACUACUCUGGCAAGAUUUGUAACGAGGAUACCCCAAAAAUUUCCGAUGGUAACAAAUGUGGUAUGCCAUACAAUACUCACCUUGGAGCUUGUAGUGAGUUUUAUAAUCUGCGAGAACAAAAAAGUAUUCGGAACAUGCGUCUUUCGUCAUAUUGCUACCUUUGGUUAUUUGUCAUACUGGAUUUCUUUCACAAUCUGUUCAAAUCUAAUAUAUUUAGAUUCCAUGUACGCUAUAAUUGCUUGUACAAUGUUUAAUUAUUUGUCAAUAUUUAAAUGUGCACGCUUGUUUUACCUUACGAGAAGUGUACCAGCGUUCAGAAUCAUGCGUUUGACAUUUGAGUCGUCCAAACAAGAACUGAAAAUCUUAAUUUUCCUUUUAGGGAUACUUGUUUGCGUAUUUGGCUAUGUUAUGUUUGCCGCUGAGUUUACACAGAAUGCAAAAAUAACAAACGCCUUCAAGGCAGUGUAUUGGGCAUUGAUUACACUGACAACAGUCGGGUAUGGUGAUGUUGUUCCAAACACAGCAGCAGUUCAUGUGAUUGCAGGAGCAUGCGCAGUGUGUGGUGUGCUGGUCCUUGCAUUACCCGUCGGGAUAAUUGUAUCAAAAUUUUACAAGUUCUACGACUAUUAUGACUUAGCAAUGAGGCACAGCGAAACUUUUGUAAAGCCGUUGAUAAGUCAGAAAGCCAAAUAAAUCAACGCAAGUUAAGGAAGUCGCUAGAAAUGAUAUUUUUUGGGUCGGGAAUAUUUGCCUUGCUGGAAGGUUUUGCUUGCAAUAUGAUAUUUUGAAGUUAACACCACCGUCUAGUAAGAAGAGAUUAAGCUGUAUAAAACAUACAUUUGACGACCGAAAUUUUAAUUUGUGAUAAAGCUGAAGGGCGAUUAAAUUUUAGGGUUUCAAUUCGACAUUUUAGAAGAAUUAGUAAAACAAAUAUAUAAGAAUUAUUAAAAUUUCCAACAAAUGGACCCCGGGGUUGUAAGUGGAAUAUAGCCUUAUAAGUGAAGAACUGGGUAGAAUAAACCUUAUGUUAAGUUUUGACAAAGUCUUUGGUUUGUGUACGGGCAAUAGUCUAGUACUACGCCACUGUUAAUUUGUUAAAACAUUUUCGUUUUGCCUUAACGUGUUUUUUCAUGCGUUUGUUUUUUAAUUCUAAAUGUUUAGCUUUGUGCGGUAUGCAAGAGCCUAAGCAAUCGGAAUCUUCACUCGGAGAUCUAGCAGUUCCUAAACGGAGCUGAAUUCGAGCGUCGUUUACACAAUGUGAAAACCUUCUGCUUAUUUUGUUAUCACUAAUCAUAUAACUUCGCUUAGACCAAUGGAAAAGACUUUCAAUACAAAUUUAUAGAUAAUGGCAAAUAGCGUCACAGACAAGUAUCCAUUACAUUAUAGACAUAUUCAACAAAGUCUAUUAACGACUUCAUAAAGAUUCACAAAAUAGACUCAUGCCGCUGUGUUGAGCAUAAAUAGCAAGCUCGAAGAGCAGGCCAGGUUUACGGUAAGUUGAAUGCACUUCCAUAUUGAUGGAUUUGAGUUUAGUUUCGGUUUAGUUUCCAACUAGCAGUACUCACGCCUGGGAUAUAUCUUAUUGGCUAUGGUACCGUCAUCGCUCAAAGAACUUUUACCGGAUGUUAGCAAGGUUCACCUAGCGGAAAGGAGGUAGUCUUUCCACGGAGAAGAAAGAACGAUUGUUCAAAAUAUUUUUCACUUCCGAAGUCCUUCAGGAGAGGUUUCCAGUUAGUUGCGAAAAUUGAUACAUUUUCUUUAAAGGACGAUGGAAUGAGAUGAGAACGCAAGUAAUUUCGAACGCAAGACGGUAUGGUGACGGAUAGAGAGUUUAAUUACCAUAAAAAUACAAAAUUGAGCUGUCUGUUUGGGCGAUGUGAUUCAUCUUUCAAUGACAGAAUAUUAUGGUUUUCUUCCGAUUCUGUUCUGUUUUGUUUCUAAUGAAAUAAAUGUGGAUGUACACGUUCAUCACGGACGUUAGAAAUCAGUACCUGCAUGAUGUGCUGUCGAAAGGCCUUAGCUGAACCUUAUUAGUGACCUAUAAUGAUUGGGCCGGAAAGAUUUCA
Messenger RNA from Mercenaria mercenaria, 2736 nucleotides. RefSeq names its product potassium voltage-gated channel protein Shaw-like. The record is from RefSeq and is a predicted model, not a curated record. Lineage: Eukaryota; Metazoa; Mollusca; Bivalvia; Venerida; Veneridae. Bases 50 to 1363 code for a protein of 437 amino acids. Gene Ontology annotation, biological process: potassium ion transmembrane transport; protein homooligomerization. Gene Ontology annotation, cellular component: membrane; voltage-gated potassium channel complex. Gene Ontology annotation, molecular function: voltage-gated potassium channel activity; protein binding. The transcript is spliced from 2 exons.